UCGUAGCAAGCUCGGUCCAAUCAGCGAGCUCCAACCUGCUGUACGUGGAUUUUCCGACCGCUUCGGCCGCGCCAUGCGUGUUUGCCUUGCCCUGCAACAGCCAGAACCCAGCAAGAGAAGGCGGCAGCAGGUGCUACGCUACCUCAGCAUUCCGAUCCGGUCAACAUCAAUUGCAGCUACGCCCAUCACGACCCGCCAUCAACCACUUCGACGCAACACACGAGGCUAGUCCACGGCCAACCCCACGAUCCUCCCACAUCGUAAAUCUGGACGAUAAAUCUCCUUCGAACGUCACCCGAAGCAUUACUCAACUAACUAGCGGUCCCUCGCUCCAGGAGCUAAGAUGAGCUCUCCGUUCUCUAUCAAUGGCGGCGCCUGCGUCGCAAUGGUCGGCAAGGACUGCGUCGCAAUAGCCUGCGAUCUCCGCCUUGGUCUUCAGGCCCUGACCGUUUCCAAUAACUUUCCGAAGAUCUUCCAGUACGGCGACGUCUUCCUGGGCCUCACAGGCCUCGCCACCGACGUCACGACCGUCGGCGACCUGUUCCGCUACAAGGUCAACAUGUACCGCCUGCGCGAGGAGCGCAACAUCGCUCCGACCACCUUCGCCAACCUCGUCAGCAGCUCCCUCUACGAGCGCCGCUUCGGCCCUUACUUCGUGUCUCCUGUCGUUGCUGGCCUUGACCCCAAGACGGGUAAGCCCUUCAUUUGUGGCUUCGACUCCAUCGGCUGCAUCGAUUUCGCCAAGGAUUUCAUCGUCUCCGGCACGGCGUCCGAACAACUCUUUGGCAUGUGCGAGAGCUUAUGGGAACCCGAUCUGGGCCCCGAGGAGCUGUUCGAAACCAUCUCUCAAUCACUCCUAAACGCUGUUGACCGAGACGCCCUAUCCGGCUGGGGUGCACACGUGUACAUUAUCGAGAAGGACAAGGUCACCAAGAGACUGCUCAAGGGCAGACAAGACUAAUUUUGACGACGAACGGUUUAGUGUGGACGGAGGGGGAGCUAGGUAGAACCGCCGCAAAUAGACGGUUUCCAGCUUGUACCAAUAGAUGGAGAUAAUCCACUAUGAGAGGGCUCUCGAAGCCUGCAUGAACUAGACAAAUGACCUUUGAUUU
Colletotrichum navitas is the source of this 1112-nucleotide messenger RNA. RefSeq names its product proteasome A-type and B-type. The coding region runs from base 344 to 961 and encodes 205 amino acids. Gene Ontology annotation, biological process: proteasome-mediated ubiquitin-dependent protein catabolic process. The transcript has 4 exons. NCBI's taxonomy places the organism in Eukaryota, Fungi, Ascomycota, Sordariomycetes, Glomerellales, Glomerellaceae. The record is from RefSeq and is a predicted model, not a curated record. Gene Ontology annotation, cellular component: proteasome core complex, beta-subunit complex; proteasome core complex.